AUACAAAUUCGGAAAGCUGAGACAAUUUUGUAUAACGUGUCGGUCUUUAAAUACGUCAGAGUGUAUGACUUUAGCGUUACUCUCUUUCUCUCUCUAACUUUUGGACUAACAAGUUGCUGCUACAUCGAAGCGUGGCGUUUCAACCUCUUUCAGGCCACACCACCGGAGAGAGAGCUAUCGACGACGUCGUAACGGGAAUGUCUUACGACUAUCUGUUCAAGUACAUAAUCAUCGGAGACACAGGUGUGGGAAAAUCCUGUCUUUUGUUGCAAUUCACCGACAAGAGAUUUCAACCAGUUCAUGAUCUCACAAUUGGAGUAGAGUUUGGUGCUCGCAUGGUCACCAUCGAUGGCAGACCUAUUAAGCUCCAGAUUUGGGACACUGCGGGACAGGAGUCCUUCAGAUCAAUCACCAGAUCGUAUUACAGAGGAGCAGCAGGGGCACUUCUGGUUUAUGAUAUAACCAGGAGGGAGACUUUUAAUCAUCUAGCGAGCUGGCUUGAAGAUGCUCGGCAGCAUGCAAACCCCAACAUGACGAUCAUGCUUGUAGGUAACAAGUCUGAUCUUGCCCACCGGAGGGCUGUCAGCAAAGAGGAGGGCGAACAAUUUGCAAAGGAAAACGGGCUUCUAUUCUUGGAGGCUUCUGCUAGAACUGCCCAAAAUGUUGAGGAGGCCUUUACAAGGACUGCUGCAAAAAUACUUCAGAAGAUCCAAGAAGGGGUAUUUGAUGUAUCAAAUGAGUCCUCUGGCAUCAAAGUUGGAUAUGGCCGCCCCCAAGGUCCAUCAGGUGCAAGAGAUGGUACUGUUGCUCAGAGUGGUGGAUGUUGCAACUGAUAUUAUUAUAGACAGCACUAAAUUAUGUAUUACAUCUAUCUGUGAAUUCUCUCUCUUGAUUUGCCCAUCGCCAUCAAUGAAAUUAGUCUUUCAACUAUUAUAAAA
Molecule: messenger RNA, 938 nt
Organism: Cornus florida
Lineage: Eukaryota; Viridiplantae; Streptophyta; Magnoliopsida; Cornales; Cornaceae
Product: ras-related protein RABB1b-like
Exons: 6
Coding region: 198-833 (211 amino acids)
Biological process (GO): regulation of endocytosis
Cellular component (GO): endosome
Molecular function (GO): GTP binding; GTPase activity
Source: RefSeq, a predicted model, not a curated record